Molecule: messenger RNA, 261 nt
Organism: Prunus armeniaca (apricot)
Lineage: Eukaryota; Viridiplantae; Streptophyta; Magnoliopsida; Rosales; Rosaceae
Source: the annotation of a GenBank genome assembly
AUGGUUGGGGUUGGGUCUGGAUCCUCCACUUCUUCUUCUUCAUUUUUCUGGGUUUUCUGCGGCCCGGGCGGGGCGAGCGCGCGCGCCGGCCCCUGGCUCCGCCCUCCGCCCGCCGACGGACGCCCCCUUCUCGCGAGGCGAGCCGGCCUGCUCCGCAGAUUGACCGCCCGGCGGCGCGAGAGCCCGGUACCCCGCGGCGCCCGCCCCCGCGCGCCGGAGCUGCCUCACGACUCCGCGCGCGCAUGCGUUUCCCCCGUGUAG